ACGCGCGAUCCUCAUCAAUCGUGUUCGAAAUCGGUUCUCACUGUCAACCGUGGGUUGCACGACGGUCAAGCCCGAUCACCCAGAGCAUCGCGUUCAUCUCGUGCACCUCAAGAAGCCGAGACUACAUUCUGCCAUAUCCAACUGCGCACGGCUCCGCCGAGAUCGUCGCCAUCUUCGCAUGUCUUGCUUCCUGGCCACAAGAUGAUGCCACGGCAUCACACUAGCGGAUUUGCCAAUGGCUAUCCUAGCGGAAAUACUUUUGACAUCUCUCCUCAUAGAUUCCAGCCUCGAAGCUCCGCCCCAGCAAACCGUCGUCGAAGAAAGAUACUGAUCCGUCUUGCCGCGGUCACCACAACAGUCUUCGUCUUCGGUCUGUGGUUGUGGCCCUCGAACCCUUUGGUCUCCGUCGUUUCUCUGGGCCUGUUGUCCACGACCGCCAGUCUCGAGCUCGAAACCGUGCGCUACUACGAUCUAACAAAUGUACAAGGCUCCGCUCGUGGCUGGGAGCGGGAGGAGCGCAUCCUCCUCUGCGUUCCUCUUCGGGAUGCCGAACCGCAUCUUCCCAUGUUCUUCUCUCACCUGCGCAACUUCACAUACCCCCACCACCUCAUUGACCUUGCCUUCCUUGUGUCUGACUCCAAGGACCGGACUUUGGAGGUAUUAACCGAGAAUCUUGAACGAAUUCAAGCCGAUCAAGACCCCAAACAGCCCUAUGGCGAGGUGUCCAUUAUUGAGAAGGAUUUUGGCCAAAAGGUCAAUCAGGAUGUGGAGAGUCGCCAUGGAUUUGCCGCCCAAGCCAGCCGUAGAAAGCUUAUGGCGCAGGCGCGAAACUGGCUGCUCAGCGCUGCCCUGCGUCCAUAUCAUUCGUGGGUAUACUGGCGUGAUGUCGACGUUGAGACGGCGCCCUUCACAAUUUUAGAAGAUCUCAUGCGCCAUAACAAAGAUGUUAUUGUCCCUAACGUUUGGCGGCCCUUGCCUGACUGGCUCGGCGGCGAACAGCCCUACGACCUAAAUUCGUGGCAAGAGUCAGAAACAGCGCUGGCUUUGGCCGACACACUGGAUGAAGAUGCUGUCAUAGUCGAGGGCUAUGCAGAGUAUGCCACGUGGAGGCCGCAUCUGGCUUACCUUCGUGAUCCUUACGGCGACCCUGACAUGGAGAUGGAAAUUGACGGCGUGGGAGGCGUCAGCAUUCUCGCUAAGGCAAAGGUUUUCCGUGCCGGCGUCCACUUUCCCGCAUUCAGCUUCCAGAAACACGCUGAGACUGAGGGUUUCGGAAAGAUGGCUCGGCGUAUGCAAUACUCGGUUGUCGGCCUACCCCACUAUGUUAUCUGGCAUCUGUACGAGCCGAGUGUCGACGACAUCAAACACAUGGAGGAAAUGGAACAAGAGCGGCUUGCUCGGGAAAAGGAGGAGCAGGAGAAAAAGGCGAAAGAGCAGAAGAUCAAAGAGGAAUUCGGAGACACGAACUCGCAAUGGGAAAAAGAUAAGCAGGACCUUAAAGAGCAGCAGCAGCAUCAGAAACCUCGAGAUGCUGGGACAGGGGACAUGCGCGAUGGAGCAGUAGGAAAGGCAGCUGGUGCGGCAGUAGCGAGAGGCGCUAAUAUAUAGCUUAAACCCUCUUCUUUAUUAAUACUAUAUAUAAGUCUUCUUAAAAUUUAGAAAAAUAUACUAGGAAAUAGUAGCUUAUAUAAUUGCUUUAUAG
Purpureocillium takamizusanense is the source of this 1702-nucleotide messenger RNA. It is a transcript of the gene ANP1, whose product is annotated as Mannan polymerase II complex anp1 subunit. The record is from RefSeq and is a predicted model, not a curated record. Gene Ontology annotation, cellular component: mannan polymerase complex. Gene Ontology annotation, molecular function: alpha-1,6-mannosyltransferase activity. NCBI's taxonomy places the organism in Eukaryota, Fungi, Ascomycota, Sordariomycetes, Hypocreales, Ophiocordycipitaceae. The transcript has 5 exons. Gene Ontology annotation, biological process: protein N-linked glycosylation; cell wall mannoprotein biosynthetic process. The coding region runs from base 202 to 1608 and encodes 468 amino acids.